Messenger RNA from Culex pipiens pallens (northern house mosquito), 900 nucleotides. Its product is annotated as collagenase-like. Bases 40 to 840 code for a protein of 266 amino acids. Gene Ontology annotation, molecular function: serine-type endopeptidase activity. NCBI's taxonomy places the organism in Eukaryota, Metazoa, Arthropoda, Insecta, Diptera, Culicidae. The transcript has 3 exons. The record is from RefSeq and is a predicted model, not a curated record. Gene Ontology annotation, biological process: proteolysis.
CAUUCUUCAGUUCAAUGUAAACAAUCAACCCGUUCGGCAAUGAAAAGUGCCCUAAUUCUGUGCCUGUCCCUAGCGGUGGUGGCUUUGGCCAUCAACAGUGAUAAUCCGGACAAGCGGAUCGCCGAAGGCGAACAAGCCGAGACCAACGGAUUUCCCUUCGUGGUUGGAAUUCUGAUUUCCGAAGAUGAAGCCCACGCGUUUUGUGCGGGAAUCCUCGUUACACCGGGUCAUGUGCUAACCACGGCCAACUGUGUGAUUCGUCAAACGAUGCUGACGGUGCUGCUGGGAUCAACGGACAUAACCCGCAUGUCGCAGUUCCUGCCGGUGACGCGAGUCCUGCUGCACUGGAACCAUAGCGCAACGGUUAUAAGCAGGGCAGAUCUUGCGCUGCUAACGCUGGCCCGUGCCGCCAAUCUGAACGAAAACGUUGCGGUAGCUCAACUUCCCCGAUGGUCCCAAGUUGGAACCACCUUCGAAGGCUUCGGAUCGUCAAUGGUCGGCUGGGGUGAGAGUGGCCACCGGGUGGACGAGGUCGUUCCGCUGCAACACCUGCAAAUUGUUCGCAAUCCGAUAAUUAGCAACUCGGCCUGUGGAAGAACGCAUAACUUCAUCCGUGAUGAGCACGUCUGUACGGCCGGCGAUAAUGGAGGUCCGUGUCACGGUGACGAAGGAGGUCCAGUAAUGAUAACUGAGGCUGGUCAACUGACUGUAAUUGGCAUACAUUCGUUCCAUUUUACGGGCAUUGGGGGAUGUGAGCGAGGCCGGUCGGCGGUUCACACCAGGCUUACCGAGCAUCUGGACUGGUUGGUGGAACACACCGGAGUUUAUAUCAGACCGUAAGCUUCUGGAUUGUUGGUGAUUGGCCACCUGUGAAGAAUAAAUCAGUACUUGCAAAUGUGA